Notodromas monacha is the source of this 3969-nucleotide messenger RNA. NCBI's taxonomy places the organism in Eukaryota, Metazoa, Arthropoda, Ostracoda, Podocopida, Cyprididae. The record is from the annotation of a GenBank genome assembly.
CAUACUGCCCGGGGGCAGGUGCUGCCGGUGCUUCGAGGAGCGCAACAAGUGCGGGUGCAAAAAGUGCAUCGAGAACGUGGACAAGUGCAGGUGCAAGUGCUGCAAGCUCCAGAUCUGUGUUGGGCCAUCUGGCUGCUGUAAGACCCAGGUCUGCAAGAACCAGUGCAUGUGCUACAGGGCCACUGAGGGCCACAACAAAUGCGGUUGCUGCAAGGUUUCUGAAUGGAAAAACAAGUGCGGUUGCUUGAAGGUUUCCGAACGCCGUAACAAGUGCGGCUUCGGCUGCAAGACCACCAUUUGCAAAACGCCCUGCGGCUGUCGCAAAAUCAUCGAGAACAUCACUCCUUGUGGCUGCAGCACCUGCAUCGAGGGCUGCAACAAGUGCAUUGAUCGGGGUUGUUGCAGGAUCNAGGACUGCAAGAAGGUCAUGCCCAAUGUCAUGGCCAAGUUCACUGGCUCCAGACUGAAUCCCUUCUCACUGAGCAACAGCUUGAGCCGCUUGUCGGUCAUGCGCCUCAAGGAGAUGUCCAAGUGCACACCAGGUGUCACUGGCAGCACCAGCGAGUCCUUCGUGCUCACCGGGGUGUCGCCAGCUGUCAUGGAUCCCUUCGUGGGCAUGCCGGAAAUUGCUGAUCAGCACGACGACUCUCUGAUGUUGUCCUGUGCCGAAGGCUGUUGUUGCUUCGUUUGCAGCCCUGUGCCCUGUGCAGCUGGCUGUUGCUGCCCUGCUUGCUGUCCAGCCAUCAUCGUGCCCAUGAUGGACUCCAACACUGAGGCCAGCAUCAACAACAGAGCCAAGAAAACCGCCGUCAGGAAACUGAAGCUUCACAAGAGCAGCAACGCCUCUGCUGCUGGUGUUGUUGGGGAGACCUCUAUGGCGAGCAAGGAGAAGCGCAAGCUUAGCCGCGGGCGGAAAGAGGGGGACUCUGCCGCGUCAUCGUUGGUGCUGGCGAAAGAUGUACCCCCGGCGGGCGCCACAUUGCCUCGGACAGCGGCCCAACAACAACUGUGUUGUCCGAAUGCCUGUGGUGGUCUGAGCUGUGCCCAGGCUGAGACAACGUCGUCUGGCGCCACUUUGUUGCAGACGAGGACGAAUUUGUUUUGCGGCCGGUACAUUUGCUCCAACAGGGAGACCUGCGUCACGGUUUUCGCCAAAAAUUGCAAACCCAGUCUGGACAACUUUGUGUGUCCCACGAUGGAGCAGUGCAUGCCUAGGGGAACUGAGGAUUGCUCAACAAAAGUCUGUCCAGAAGGAGCCAGGUGUGCAAUGGUGGAAUGUGCUGGGUUUUAUUGUUCACCUAUUGCCAAGUGCUUUGGGGACAAUUUGCCCCUGGACUCUUCCACCAGUGCUUCCACAAUUUCUUCAACCUCUCUCUACCACUACAUCUGGAAGUACAACAACCAGCACCAGCACUUCUGGAAGUACUACAACCAGUACCAGCACUACUGGGAGUACAACAACACUAAUUGCCAGCACUUCAGGGAGUCCAUCAACAAGUGCCAGCACUUCUGGGAGUACAACAACACUAAGUGCCAGCACUUCUGGGAGUCCAUCAACAACAAUUCUCAAGAACUAUCUUCAGAGGCUUCUUCAGUAUUUAACCCCCUGGGAAAUGAGUUGACAUCAGAAGCAUCAGCUUCUGCUCUUGCCCUGGACUCAACUACCCCCUCCAGGGCAUCAUCAUCAAAUGAACCCUCAUCAACAUCUUCUGAAACCACUUUGGAGUACUUGGAGCCUUCCAGCAGUUCUUCAGGGUCUACUCUUUUGGGGGAUGCCCCAGUCACUUCCUCUCUGAGUCCUGUUGAUAAUGAUUUGGAUGAUGGAGGACUUGGCACUUGCAAGAAUAAGUGCCCCAGUGGAACCACUUGUCACAGGGUGUCCAUUGAAGGUUGUACCUUUGUUGGUGGGACUCUGGUGUGUGACUUCAAGAUGAUCUGCAUCCCUGACUCUGUUCAACUUUGUUCUGCAUCCACUUGCACCCCUUGGGAGACCUGUGUGAUUGAAGGGAAAGGGUGUGCGAAUGGCAAUCUGAGGUUGCCAAAUGGUCAGGAAGCCUGUGGUCCCACCUGCUAUUCCCCAGUGCUUAGUGAACCAAAUUCUAUACCUGCUAAGUCUGGUUGUGGUCCUAAUGCAGCUGUUUGCAAAGAAGGGACUGAAGCCUGCUUGCCAAUUGUACAAAACAGUUGCACAUUCAACCAGGCUGGGGACUUGGAAUGUGACUAUUUGGACAUGUGUGUUCCCCAAGAGCUAACAAAGGCAUGUGGACCAAAGGAAACUUCCUGCCAUCAAGAUGAACAUUGCGUGCUGGAAAUUGCUGAUGAGUGCCCAGCAACCCCUGGGAACCCGGGUUGUCCUCCACAGGUGCAAUGCUAUGGCCUCUCUCUGAAUGUCACUAGCAACACCGACUGCUCAGACUUCACUUGUGACUCAGGUGAUGUAUGUGUGGAUAUGGCCACAAAGUGCUACUAUGGGGCUGAUGGAGAUCUGAGUUGUGACUUUGAGGAUGCUUGUGCUCCUGCUGCCAUCUCCAAGGAGUGUGACAAUGAUGAGGGAUGUGGUGAGGAUGAAACCUGUGUUCUGAUGAAGGUGAACUGUGUGGCCCAUCCUUGCUACCCAGCCAAGAUUUGCAAGAAAAUCAGGAACCCAACUCUGCCUCCCCUGACAGGGGAAGAGCUGGAACAAGAUGAUGACAAGUGUGGGGAAGACUUUUGCAAGGUCAAUGAAUUCUGUUCAAAAGUCACAGGCCCUGACUGUGUCUUUGGAGGCACAGCUGAAACUUGUGACUUUGCCUUGGAGUGUUUGCCUAAAAGAAUGCCCAGCUGCAGAGAAGCCCUGUGUGCAGAAGACACAGUGUGUAUCAAUGUCAGCCCAAAAACCUGCCAGGAGAAGCCCUGUUUGGUGCAACCCAAAUGCAUCCCAGCUUUGAAUGCCAUCACUCACCAGCAGACACCCAUCACUGAAUCAUCCUCUUUAGUCACCAGCACUAAUGAACUAUCAUCAUCAUCAUCAUCAUCUCCCAGUGUUUCUUCUGAAAGGUUCUGUGGAAGAAGCAAGCUCAAGUGUGACCAAGAGAAAGAAGCCUGUGCUGAAGUUGCUGUGUCCUGUUUACCAAACCAGCAUCACAAGUUGAGCUGUAAAUUUGAAGACAGGUGCUUGAGAAAAGGAGCGCCAUCUUGCGGCACAGUGCGCUGUUCAGAUGGGCGUCACUGUGUGAUGCGUGAAGUGAGAUGUGUCACAACCCCUUGUGACCCUGUUCCAGAAUGCGUUAGAAGAGCUGACUAUGAUGUGAACCCCAGAAUUGCUCCUAUUCUUAACCGGCUCAUCAAUUCAUGAUUAAUUUGUUCCCAUGUCUGGCUGAUUUUAUUUACGCAAAUAUGAAUUUAGAUAAAUUCCUUAUUUAAACCCUGUGUCUGCGAAAAAAUAAUCUGGGCGCUUAUUGUUUUGAGGUCGAUGCAUUUUCAACGCAUGUUAUGAAUUUCUCAAAUAUUUUCAUACCACUAUAAAAAUAAUGAAAAUGCGUUUUUCUCCAAUUUUUUUUAAAAUUUAAGUUAGUCAAUAUUGGCUCUUCUAAUAUUGGAAUGUCUUUUCCUGGGGGGAAAAUUGUUUGCAAAAAUUUGUCAAAUUCUUGGUCUACCCGCUGUAGAAUAUUUGGUUUCCUGGUUUACUUUGUGAAUUUUUUUUAAAUGAGAAAUUUAAAAACGGAAGAUUCCAUGUGAACCUCUCUUAUUCGAAUAAAUAUUACAAUUUUUCACUAGCUUUUUCGUUCCAUCGACUGGAUUAUAUUUGCCCCCAAAAAAUCUGCGGAGAAGUCUUGAGAGUUUCCGCUAACAACAAAAAUCAUGUCCUGUGUGUGUUGAAAAAAGUUGAAUGCGAUAAGAGAAAGAUACAUUAUGUACGAUCUGCAUCCGGUUGUUGAUCCAUUGACGUGAACAGAGAAUAAAUGGACUUCACUUUAUUUUUUCAUACAA